Chiroxiphia lanceolata (lance-tailed manakin) is the source of this 1329-nucleotide messenger RNA. RefSeq names its product placental growth factor (gene PGF). NCBI's taxonomy places the organism in Eukaryota, Metazoa, Chordata, Aves, Passeriformes, Pipridae. The record is from RefSeq and is a predicted model, not a curated record. Bases 1 to 495 code for a protein of 164 amino acids. Gene Ontology annotation, molecular function: chemoattractant activity; growth factor activity; vascular endothelial growth factor receptor binding. Gene Ontology annotation, biological process: positive regulation of protein phosphorylation; positive regulation of mast cell chemotaxis; induction of positive chemotaxis. The transcript has 7 exons. Gene Ontology annotation, cellular component: membrane.
AUGCGGCUGCUCGGCGCCUUCCUGCGGCUACUGGUGGCCGGGACGCUGGGGGCGCCGCCCGCCCCGGCCCCGGAGGAGCGGGGGACCGCCAGCGCGGAGUCACCCGUCCUGACUUUUCGGGAGAUCUGGAAUCGUAGUUUCUGCCGGCCGCUGGAGCAGCUGGUAGACGUCACUAACGAAUUCCCCAACGAGGUGGAGUACAUUUUCAGACCCUCCUGCGUCUCCCUGCAGCGCUGUGGAGGCUGUUGUGGGGACGAGGGUCUCCGCUGCGUCCCCGUGGAGACCAGCACAGUCACCAUGCAGCUCCUGAAGAUAAAGCCAAAUGGGGAGGCACCCUACGUGGAGAUGGCGUUCACUGAGCAUAAGCAGUGCGAGUGCAGGCCCCGGCAGGACCUGAUGAGGUUGGGAAGGAGGAGGUCCAAGAGCCGAGGUAAGAGAAGACAAGACAAGAAGGGACGGAAAGACUGUGAACUAUGUGGCACACCACGCAGGUAGCCUCUGCUCUGCCCCCAGCCUCGAUCUUGCUGCCUGGAUUUGAGCCAGUUGCAUUUCCCCCUGGCAUGGGAGACUUGUGGAAUCAUGUCCCUCCAAGCUGCACUGGGCAGCAGGACUCUGUCAGGGAAGAGCUGACUGGACUCUUGCCUGACCUUGGCGGGAAUACAGCCUGGAACCAAGGACUCCCUUGCCCCAUCUGCCCUGUUGGCAGCAGGACAAAAGGACCCAUGACCAGGUCUGGGGCUGAAGAUGAGGAGCUCAAGCCACGUGUUGGUGUUCAAGGGCAUCCUGGGGACAGCGAGGAGCAGAGCUGGUGGAUGUGCUGCUGGAACUGGCUGGGGAGGACAGCAUGAUGUGGGAGCAAGCUGAGAUGGCUCACAGGGCUGCAAAACUUCUCUGUCCUGUCAGUGCUCUGCAGCUGGGGAGGAAGGAAACCUGGGGCAGGCAAGGCUGCAGGGCUGCAUCUGUCCCAGCCUUGGCACGGGACAGCCCAGGAGGGUGCCAGGGAGCUUGCUUGGGAAGCUGUUCUGGUGGGGAAUGGGAGGGAACUGGGCUUCUUGCUUCCAGCCACAUCCCAGCCUUGCCCUGCUCAAUAAAAGCUGGUGGUGAGAAGUGAGAGCUGGCAGUGUGAGCGCUCCUAUCUGCUUUCCAGUAGCUGCAGGCAGGACACUUCCCCAUGGGCACCCACUCAGGCUGGAGGAGGGCAGUCCUGCAGUGAUCCAGGGCUUGUCCCCAGCACCAAUCCUUCAGCACCCAAGGGACUGCCCUUGGUUUAAUGCUGGAGAUGGGCAACCAGCAGGUCAGGACCAAGUUGCUGCCCAUGUUGGGACACUA